AUGAUGCGCCCGCGCGACCCGCGAAUCCGUCAGCGGAUCAAUCAGAUCUCGCAUAACCUAGAGUCCGCCAACGAGUCCGCUCAGGAGGGUCUAUACACCUUCUCCCAGAAUUACCUCUCCCCGUGUCUGAGCAGUAUUGGCAGCUGUGUGCAGGCCUGCACGGCACCUUGCCUGCCCAGUCGCGAGGACCAACUUCGGCGUCGUCGACGCGGUCGUGCGGAGGCUAACUUUGACUUUUACGAUGAUUGGGAUAAUGAGGAGGGGGAGGAGGGUAUUCUUGGUUGGGGUACUGGCGAGCUUGAUCGAUUGCUGGCUGGUAGUGGGCUUGCUCGUGGGGGUAAUGCGGAACAGCCGCGACGACAGAGGAAGAUGAGCUACGGGACUCGUCAGACGAGAAGGCGGAGCACGGUGCAUAUCCCGGAUAACCGCUCUGAUCCUACGGUUAUACCGAGCUCGUCACUGAUUGGAUUCCUCGAGCGCUUUCCGUGGCGGUUUGGUGCCAAGGGCGUUAAGUAUCGGCCUUCUGCUGCGGAUCUGCAAGAGCACCCGGGUAGUCACCGUCGUCAUACGCAGGAGGAUGAGCCAUUGAUGGAGGCCGCGGAAGAAGAUGGGGAUUACGUUUCUUAUCAAAACCAUGGGAGGGGGCGGAGUGGUACGCAGUCAUCGCGGGGCACGUCGAACUCGCUGAGUUCUCGGGGUGAUUUGUUCCCGAGCGACGAGGAAGAAGAUGCGGUUCCGCUGGAUGAUGAGUUCGCGCUUGUCUUUGGACGGCGAAACACGGGCCUUGAAUCGGAUGAUCAAUCUGGCACGAAGACCGAGAUGGUUAGAUCGGCCUCGGGCACGUCGAGCCUGGGCGAUGCAUCAUCCAAGAAGUCCAAGCGGAAGAAAAAGAAGCGCUCCUCGACCAAGACGGCCAUGAGCAUGGACCAGGAUGUCGUUCAGAGCAUUGAAACACCGUCAAUUGCGGAUCUCAAAAUGGAAGAGGAGCAAGUGGCCCGGGAAGAAGAAUCUACGGUCCAGAAAAAGCGACUCGCGGCACAACAAUUGGCUUUCAAGCGCGGCCUGGAGCCGAGCAGUGCUGAUAUGUCUCCAAAAACCUCCAUCUUCGGAAACCAAACGACCGGGGCCUCUCCAAACAACAGCCCCAAAAUAGUAGCACGAAACCAAUUCUCAGAGGGCCACACCAGGCCACCCAGUGGCUCUUCGGUUCGCCGAUACUCAGGGGACCAAAUCGAGCCAUUCCCACCAUUCCCGCUACCGGCAUCUUCAUUACCCACUCCGCCUCCCGGUGCCGCUUUGGCUUCCUCUCGACCUGGCUCACUGAACGCCGAUAGCGGCACGGAAAAUGACCCCGAAGACAAUGGCGAAGAGCCCCAUUAA
This is a messenger RNA of Penicillium cataractarum, 1380 nucleotides long. RefSeq lists its product as uncharacterized. NCBI's taxonomy places the organism in Eukaryota, Fungi, Ascomycota, Eurotiomycetes, Eurotiales, Aspergillaceae. The coding region runs from base 1 to 1380 and encodes 459 amino acids. The transcript has 2 exons. The record is from RefSeq and is a predicted model, not a curated record.